Messenger RNA from Lucilia sericata (common green bottle fly), 2234 nucleotides. RefSeq names its product serine/threonine-protein kinase mig-15 (gene msn). The transcript is spliced from 8 exons. Lineage: Eukaryota; Metazoa; Arthropoda; Insecta; Diptera; Calliphoridae. The record is from RefSeq and is a predicted model, not a curated record. The annotation marks the transcript as partial.
AAUCGUAAUACCGAAAAUCUUGGUACACCCGGUACCCGUACCAGCAGUGUUUUGCCCGAUUUGCUUAGUCAAGCCUCACCAGCAACACCACCACGUCAUGAUAAAUCAUCCAGUGAGGAGUAUCAAGCGGCCAUCAACUCAUCAGUGCAUUCCACACCAUCGAAAUCGUUUAUUGGCGGUGUCUCUAACAAUUCACCCCAAUCGACAAUUUCGUUGAAUUCUUCGUCGUCAAGACAAAAUAGCCCAAAGAAUUCAAUCUCAAAGACACGUUCGUCUAGUAGUAUUACUAAUCUUUUACAUAAAUCUGCUUCUUCCUCUUCCAAUACUUCAUCGGCUGCUCUACCCGUUCCACCCUAUGCCCUACAACAGAAACAACGUAGUUUUCUUACCUUUGGUUUUGGUGCUGGCGGUUCUGGUCCCUCGAGACGUGAAUCACAUGUCAAUGUUAAUGUUACACCCACAUCGCAUGAAGCAUCCAGUGAUACGCCCGAAAUACGCAAAUAUAAGAAACGUUUCAAUUCCGAAAUAUUGUGUGCUGCACUCUGGGGUGUUAAUCUAUUGAUUGGCACCGAGAAUGGUUUAAUGCUGUUGGAUCGUUCGGGUCAGGGAAAGGUCUAUCAAUUAAUAUCACGUCGUCGCUUCCAACAAAUGGAAGUUUUAGAAGGACAAAAUAUUUUAGUUACCAUAUCGGGUAAAAAGAAUCGUGUACGCGUUUACUAUUUAUCCUGGCUGAAAUCGAAAAUUUUAAGAACUGAUGGUCUAUCAGAUCAAGUUGAACGUCGCAAUGGUUGGAUAAAUGUUGGUGAUUUACAAGGUGCUGUACAUUUUAAAAUUGUUAAAUAUGAAAGGAUUAAGUUCCUAGUGAUUGCAUUAAAAGACUCUAUAGAAAUUUAUGCCUGGGCUCCCAAACCAUAUCAUAAAUUCAUGGCAUUUAAGAAUUUCGGUGAAUUAGAACAUCGUCCUCUGUUAGUUGAUCUAACCAUUGAAGAUCAAUCUAGACUGAAGGUCAUUUAUGGCUCUGCUGAAGGUUUCCAUGCCGUCGAUUUAGAUUCAGCUGAAGUAUACGAUAUUUAUCUUCCUAAGCAUACUCAGGGUGCAAUCAUUCCUCAUUGUAUUGUGGCUCUUCCAAAUUCAAAUGGUAUGCAGUUAUUAUUAUGCUAUGACAACGAAGGUGUUUAUGUCAAUACAGUGGGACGUGUAUCGAAAAAUAUAGUGCUACAGUGGGGUGAAAUGCCAACAUCAGUAGCCUAUAUAGGAACUGGACAAAUUAUGGGCUGGGGCAAUAAAGCAAUAGAGAUCCGUUCUGUUGAGACAGGCCAUUUGGAUGGUGUAUUCAUGCAUAAAAAAGCACAACGUUUGAAAUUUUUAUGCGAACGCAAUGACAAGGUAUUCUUCAGCAGUGCCAAAGGUGCUUCAUCGUGUCAAAUCUACUUCAUGACUCUCAAUAAACCGGGUAUGGCGAACUGGUAACAAAUAUGGUCCAUAGAUCAAACUAUGAAGAAACAACAACAAUAACAGUAAUUUCACAACAACAACAAAGAGAAAAGCAGUAAUUAAGUUAAAUUGAAUUCGCUAUUCGCUAUUUAAAAAAAAAAACGAAAACAACAACUAACGAAAGAUUUUGAAAAGCUAGAAAAAAGUCUCCCAAUAAAAACAAUUACACAUAAAAAUUACUGCUACAGUUAUCUAUGGAUCGAGAGGCAUACUAAAGGAGAGACAGAAAAUUUUGUUUUUUUUAUAACAAAAAAAUAUUAAAUUAUUUCUUUUUCAUUAUUUUUUGUAACCCUGCAUAUAUAAACGAGAAAAAAAACAUAAACGCAAUUUGAUGAUAAUGAUUUAUGAAAAUUUCAAAUCAUUUAAUUAUUUUAUAUCAAUUAUUAUUAUAAUUUUUUUUUUUAGAAAUUAAAAAAAAAACUUGCUUAGUUUAAGAUUGAAGAAAAAUCAGAAAUAAAAACAAACAAUUUAUAUUCAUAUUAACUUGAAAUGAAAAAGCAAAAACAUAUGAAAACAUAUUCUAUUUAACUUGAAAAAAAAAAACAAAAAAUAUAUUAGAUUUUGCAAUAUAUUUAAAAAUGAAAGUGAAACAAAACAAAGCAUUCAAAUUAUUAACAAGCUCAUUAUGUUGAAAAACAAUUAAUAAGUUUUGAGUAAAAGUAAAACAAAAGUAUCUAUUAUACCCCAGAAUUAAAACCAGGUUUAUAAAACUAUAUAUAUAAAAUAAUAAUAAUAAUAAU